AUGUGGGCAAAGCGUGAAACUUCAAUCCCAGAUUACAAUGAAGACGCAGAAGCUAGGUUUCCGAGCAUGAAGAGCUUGGAUCAGUUCAAGUCCCUCUCGAAAUCGGCCUCCGGAGGCCCUCCGAAGACCUUCGCUUACUCUUCGCGUCCGCCGGAGUCGUCCUCGUCGGGAAGCUUGGCGAACUUGAAGCUCACCGCAGAGAAGUUUAUGAAAGAGCAAGCUUCUGUGAAAACAGAUCUGGAGAUGGCGACAACUAAGCUGAAAAAAUCGAUGGAGCACAUCUGUGCAUCAGAGGAAAAAUUGCAGGACGCUUUCAAUGAAAAUGCUAAGUUUAAAGUGAAGCAGAAGGAAGAUGAAAAGCUGUGGAAGGGACUAGAGUCUAAGUUUUCAUCAACUUUACAGCUCUUAGCUGGUCAAGUUCAGGACGCCGAGAAAGAUAAAGAGGCCUUUGAAGGCAAACUCUCUGUAAGUGCAGUAGCUCUUGAUGGUAAGAGUCAACAAAUGGAUGAUCUGUCUAUAAAUCUAGAGUCAGCUGAGCAAACUAUAAUGAAUCGUGAGAAGGAGCUGGAGGAACACAGACUCGAGAAAGAGGAGACAGAUAAACUUUACAGAAAUGAACAGUGCAGAACUGCAAAUCUCAUAGGGGGAAAAGAUGCUAUGAUUAAGAACUUUGAAGAAACUCUAGCAACUAAUAGGUUGGCUACGGAGAGUCUGAACACUAAAUUGGGUGAGGUUCAUCUUGAGUUAAAGUUAAAAGAGGAUGGAAUCAGACGUUUGAUGACUGCACAGGAGAACUCGGAUACAGAAAAGCAUGAUCUCCAUUUGAGCAACGAUGACCUUGUUAAGAGAUUAGAUAUGUCAGUCCUCGAGAUAAAGAACCUUGAAGGUUUUGUUCAUGUGUUGGUUUCACAUUUGGCUGAAUUGGAUAGACAAAGUUUGAACUUCCUGGAAAAGUAUGACAAGCUAAACUCUCUCUAUGAGGCGUGCUUCCAGUUAGUCAAUCAGGAGAAAGACCUUUUUGCCAAGCUUGCUCAGAGACAGUAUAAUCAACUUCAUGACAGGUUCUUGAACUUAACAUCAGAAAAAGAUGCUAUACAAUUGGUAAAUCAGGUGUUGAACAGUAGGGUCAUGGAACUUCAGAAUAUUCAGGAGUCUAUUAUGACACAACUUUCAGAGGAAAGCCAUACAGCCAGAGAGAGGAUACAGAAGUUGGAGUCUGAAACUGAAGCUCUGGUCUCCAAGAAGAUUGAAACACAGAAGUUAGUGUCUGAUUUAGAACGGCAGAUUGAUUCUCUGUCAGAAAGUUCAAGUUCAUCUGAGAAUAAAAUGCAAGAUCUGCUGAUCAAAAUCUCAGCACUAGAAACUGAGAAUAAAGAUAAUACAGAGAAACUACAAGCAGAGAUGCAGAAGAAAGCGGAGCAAAUAGAUGGUUUACCGAAGGAAGGUGAAACACAUGAGCGGCAUGUUGAUUUGAUGGAUAAACAAGUCAGCCAGCUCCAUAGCACAAUAGAGGAAAAGGAGCAACUUGUUGUGCAAUGUAAGGAACGAGAGAAGAAUCUGGAAGAACAGAUCACAGAGAAUGGUGCAUCGCUGACUGCUGCUGAGACUAGACUAGUGGAAGAUAAGAAGCAAUAUGACCUCGUGCUUGAGAGUAAACAACUAGAACUGUCAAGGCAUUUGAAAGAGAUAUCACAGAGGAAUGAUCAAGCAAUUAAUGACAUUUGGAAGAAGUACGAGGUGGAGAAGCUGGAGAUAGUUAACAUGGAAAAGCAAAAGGCAGAAAAUCUUGUUCGAGAUUGGCAGAUAGAAUGUGAGAAGAAACUUGAAGAAUGCAAAGAAGAAACUAGGCAGCACUUGAUGCGUGUUCAGGAGGAACAUGCUGCUCUGGAAUACUCGAAUUCAUUGAGGAGAAACCCUGUUGUUAGAAGGAGAGGUCAGCGUUCUCUGAGAAGACCGGAGCAUGAUGAGAAGGUGGCGCAAUAUUCUGAAAAUCAUUUUAGUUUCUUUCAGAUGGACAUGGGACGACUUAGUUUUCUGAAAUGGAUAACUGUUAUAAUUUAUAGAAGUCUGGUUGUAUCAAAUGUGUUCAGAUCCUUUUAUGAGGAUCCAAGAAGGCAGAAGAGGAGUAUUUUCUCCCUCCCUCUCCUCAUCGCCCUUAUCAGCAUUAUCAUCACCGCCACUGCUGCUUCUCCCUCGUCUACUUCACCACCCCCUCCGCCGCCGUCGUCGCCUUCGUCGCUUUCUAUCAGCCCCGGUAUCAUUCGAAAGAUUGUCUGCCUUAUCAUCGCUUAUGCUGUGACAGUGACGACUGUUUCCCUAGCUAGCCCUGCCAUGUUUCGAAUGUGGCAGGAUUACCUCACUGCUUGGGUUGACUGGUUUUACAGCACACAUCACUUUCUGGUAGCCCCAUUUGUAAACGUUUUCAGCGCUCUGUAUCGAUGCUUAUUCGUUGUUAUAGCGAUCUUGGUCAUUAUGCUCUUAGUCGUCCCUGCUUUUUCGUUGUAA
Molecule: messenger RNA, 2505 nt
Organism: Fragaria vesca subsp. vesca
Lineage: Eukaryota; Viridiplantae; Streptophyta; Magnoliopsida; Rosales; Rosaceae
Product: synaptonemal complex protein 2-like
Exons: 14
Coding region: 1-2505 (834 amino acids)
Biological process (GO): reciprocal meiotic recombination
Source: RefSeq, a predicted model, not a curated record